AUGUCCGCCUCUGAAACGAAAAUUUCGAUAUACUUCGUAUGCAGAUGGAACCGGGCGAGAGUUCUCACUCUCGAGCGCCCACCUCAUCCACCGGAGCGCCGACGGCUCGACAAGGACAUUGUGAGGCACCGCGCAGCGACGAUGGGAGGCUGGCGGCCGAACGCGCAUGGCGUUCGGCUCCCCCAACUUCGAUUGCUGCUUCGAACACCUCGGCCCCCUCAACCCCCUGUGAGCUUCCUCCACGCUCUCCUGAUCUGUCUAGCAACAUUGUCGGCGUUCGCGUACGGCAACAAUGUCCCAAAAUUUUUCACGCAUCUGAAGACGAUGCAGAAGUCCGUCUGUGACGGCGAUCUGCUUCACAUCAAGUGCCCACGCAACACCUCGAUCACGUUCAACACAGUGUUCUACGGACGCAACGCUUCCUACGGCAGGAUGUGCCCCUCGAGUGGUCGAUCGACGACGGUGAACUCAGACGAAACCACAUGCAUCUGGAAAGGGGCACUCCCGCUGCUCGUGGAGGCGUGCAAGAACCAACAGGAAUGCAAGGUCAAUCCACAGAAAGAAUUCAGACAGCGCGACCCGUGUCCUCACAUCAAGAAAGCAACCGAUGUGUCGUACCAAUGCAGACCAAAUUUAUUUCUUCACAAAACUGUUUGCCAUGGCGAGAAGAUGCUUCUGAAAUGCCAGGGCAAACAGAGGAGAUUGUUGAUUUUCUCAGCAUUUUUUGGAGCCACCAAGCUUGGAGUGACGGAAUGCCAUCAGCAAGACGACAUUGCCAAGGAAUGCAGCGCACCAGGAGCCACAGACACGGUACUCACGGAGUGCCAGGGACGAAGGAGGUGCCAACUAAUCGCCAGCCAGGAGCGCUUUGGAAGGAUCUUCUGCGUCAAACAGGCAGCCAUUUUCUUACGAGUAGUCUACACUUGCGUAUCACGUGAAAUUCUCAAGGAGUACGAUAACGAAGAUGAAGAAUUCACAACCGACGACUACGUCUCAUCACCGCCCUCGUCCUCGACGGCAUCGGUCCCAACCUCACCGCUUGUUCCGAUGACGUCAUUGCCCAAAUCUGCGAGCGACUUCUCUGCAGCCAACGGAGCUUCACCUCCUCCUGUCGUUCCGCAAGCGCCUCCUGCUCCCACGCCGGGAGUUGAGGAGAGCCCCGACAAAACUCUUCCGAACGGGACGUCGAUCAUCUACAGUGUUCCGAUUCCUGGAUCGGCGGGGGACUCGGUGAAACUACGCGAAGUUAUCGAUGGUUCGGCCAACAACGGCCAGCUACGGUCUUCGAUGUCCACUUCGACUCGAGGAGCAGGAAGCAAUCCGCCAGCUUCCGCACCACAGAGUCCCGGACUAUCGGGUAUCAUUGAGCUUUUGGCCAAUAUAAAAAGCGUGCCUAAGCAUCAGCUAGUGGUUUUCGCGGCUGGAACCGGAGUUUGUGUGUGCCUCGUCUUCAGCAUGGUCUGUCUGAUAGGAUCACUGCAGAAAGGCAAACGGAAAAAACAGCAACGGAAGAAGUUGGUCGUGCUCACACCAAUCACUUGCGAGUUCGACGAUAUGGGCGAAGCAAGCGACACCCUAUCAAUGGGACACAUAGCACCUCCCACGCUAACGUCGACGCUGCACCGAGCGUCCCAGGGGAGUCUCCUCGGAGGAACGCUGCCCAGACACAGUCAGAGCGCAGCACUUCACAUGACCAGCCCGGGCUCGAACCCGGGCACGAUGCGUCGGAUCCCGACCGACACCCAUCCACGAGCCCCUCAAGGCAGCUUCUACUAUAGUUAG
Galendromus occidentalis (western predatory mite) is the source of this 1782-nucleotide messenger RNA. RefSeq lists its product as uncharacterized. The record is from RefSeq and is a predicted model, not a curated record. Bases 1 to 1782 code for a protein of 593 amino acids. Gene Ontology annotation, molecular function: carbohydrate binding. The transcript is spliced from 10 exons. Lineage: Eukaryota; Metazoa; Arthropoda; Arachnida; Mesostigmata; Phytoseiidae.